Molecule: messenger RNA, 1227 nt
Organism: Zygotorulaspora mrakii
Lineage: Eukaryota; Fungi; Ascomycota; Saccharomycetes; Saccharomycetales; Saccharomycetaceae
Gene: PUS4
Product: pseudouridine synthase PUS4
Exons: 1
Coding region: 1-1227 (408 amino acids)
Biological process (GO): tRNA modification; mRNA pseudouridine synthesis
Cellular component (GO): mitochondrion
Molecular function (GO): RNA binding; pseudouridine synthase activity
Source: RefSeq, a predicted model, not a curated record
AUGAAUGGUAUUUUUGCUAUUGAUAAGCCAGGAGGAAUUACUUCAAAUCAAUUCAUGAUGAAGUUGCAACACGCUUUAACAAGUAGUCAGAUAUUCUCAAAGGAAAUUCAGCGUGCUACCGCUGAGAGAAUGAGAGAGUAUCAGCAACAAACAGGUAAGAAAGCAAGUAAGAGGAAGUUACGAAAGGUUUCCAAAGUGAAGAUGGGCCAUGGGGGUACUCUCGACCCGUUGGCUUCCGGUGUUUUGGUAAUCGGAAUUGGCAGCGGUACUAAAAAACUAGCCAAUUACUUAUCUGGCACUGUGAAGGAGUAUGAGGCUGAGGCACUUUUUGGUGUUUCGACUACAUCAGGAGAUGUCGAAGGUGAAAUUCUGUCACGAAACUCCGUGGCACACCUGAAUACCGAAGAUAUCAAGAGCGUGGAAGAGAAAUUCAAAGGAUGUUUAAAGCAAACACCACCUAUCUUUGCUGCACUCAAGAUGAAUGGCAAGCCAUUGUAUGAAUAUGCUAGGGAGGGGAAACCUUUACCGCGUGCCAUUGAACCAAGACAAGUGACUAUUUACGAUUUGAAAUUGUUUCCUGACACCUUAUCAAAAAAUCAUAAAUAUCCAAUAUUAAGGCCGGAAUCUGGAGAAGUAAAAGAUGACAUCAAACUUUUGAAUUCUGGUCUUCUUGACGAUACGCUAUAUUUCUCAAAGGAAUAUUGCGAAAGUCGGGGUAUGGAGUCAGAAGUAGCUCAAAUUGAAAGACCAUUACCAAUAACUGAACAAGAAACUGGGCAGAUCGAAAAAUUUGGAAACGAGUACCGCGCACCGUUAUUGCAUUUUACUGCCAAAGUUUCUUCGGGUACAUACAUACGAUCGCUCAUUAGUGACAUUGGUAAAGCAGUCAGAAGCUCGUCCUACAUGGUAAAACUUACGCGUUCACAGCAGCAGGAUUGGUCCUUGAAUAGACGAAAUGUUUUCAAGCUGGAGGAUUUUAUUCAAAGGGAUGAAAAAGUUUGGAGUAAAGUGUUGGAACUUGUAUUAGAGAAGGGAGCUGAAAUCGAUGUUGUUGACGAGCUGGCAAAAGCUGAAAAAGAGUUUGCAAGUGAAAAACAAAAGACUGAGAAAAUUAAUCAGGUAAAUGAUGAUCACAAUGAAUCUAAUCUCUCUACGGAAACACUAGCUGUGGAGACGCACCCAAAUGAGGCUAAUACCAAAAAGAGAACAAUCGAUGAAAUAGAGUAG